Messenger RNA from Micropterus salmoides (largemouth bass), 1347 nucleotides. RefSeq names its product protein phosphatase 1 regulatory subunit 12A-like. Bases 83 to 670 code for a protein of 195 amino acids. Gene Ontology annotation, molecular function: enzyme inhibitor activity; phosphatase regulator activity. The record is from RefSeq and is a predicted model, not a curated record. The transcript has 5 exons. NCBI's taxonomy places the organism in Eukaryota, Metazoa, Chordata, Actinopteri, Centrarchiformes, Centrarchidae. Gene Ontology annotation, cellular component: cytoplasm; A band; Z disc.
GCAGAGUCAUGUUGUCCAGCCUCUCCCACUCAUCACUGCUGCAGUGUCUCAGUGCCUCAUUCUCUGACCUUCCAGGGGGACCAUGCAGGCAUCUGUUCCCAGGUUAUAUCUGACCCCGGUCAGGGAUGAAGAAGCGGAGUCUCAGAGGAAAGCAAAGUCUCGUCAUGCCAGGCAGACCCGCAGGUCAACACAGGGUGUGACUCUGACAGACCUGAAAGAGGCUCAGAAGACCAGCUGCCUGUCUCCUCAAGACAGGCAGACAGAGGAAGGAAGCACUGUGGAUGAUAGGUCCUGUCUUAGGAAAAGCCUGACAGAUGACAGGAGAGUCAAAAUCGGCCUGACAGAGUCCACGGAAAACUCAGACAUCAAUUCGAAAUGGAGCAAAAUGGACGAGCAGGGGAACAUUGAACCCAGGUUAGCAACUGUCACUGAAUGUCCGAUACCAAACCUUUCAUAUUCGUCUAUUGCUGGAUCCUGUGGGCUCCCUUACAACAACUCCUUCAGAGUUGGUGAGAGAUGGUGGAGAGAUGAAAAUCAGAACCCUGUUGAAGAUGCAGCGCAGCUCACCUUUGCUACAAAGCAGCAGCAGAGACGACACUGCUGUGAUGUCGAAGGUUCACACUACAACAAUGCAGAGGUAAAAAAGGGUGAUCUGAGCUCCUCUGGCUGAUGGCCAUUAUUUUCCUGUUGUUUUCCCUAAGUACCACUAGAUGGAGCCAAAAUAUUUUCAAACUUUAUUUUUUCAUGCCUCGUUUUAUCAAGGAGAAUUGAGUGUUUACAGUUCACUUGAUACACACUACAUUCUAAUACAUUGAGAUAUAUUGUGAAUGUGUGAAGUUUAGAUUUGUUCAUGACAUACUGAGAAUCUUAUGCCACAGUGAUUUCAUUGUACAAUAUUCAUUAGCGCCAUUGUUUCAUAUUCACAUCCUGUUUCUCCCUCAUCCGAAAACUAAGUAUGCUUCAAAGGCAGCUAAGCUCUGAUCUCUGAUGCAAUAUUUUGAGAUGUACCGUAAUCCACAGUUGCAGACAUGAAGCAUGUGUUCGGAGAUUCUUUUAACUAGAAGUACAGUCUCAUAGAAAGACAGUCCAGGAGGACCACCCCCCACCCUCCCUGUAAGUCGCUUUGCUCCUUCGCAUCACAUGGCUGAGGUGUCUCAGCAUUCCAUACCAUAUUGGGCAACACUGAGACUCUCUCUGCUUAGUCUUUGCCUUGGAUUCAGAGGGAUUGACUUUCCCUUCUCUUUCACCCUCUAAACUGUUAUGUGUGCUCCCUCCACCUGCGUGCUGCAUGUGAAAAAACCCCUGACCCCAUAGCUCAUCAGCAGUUCCUCUUACUUGGAGCAACCU